Molecule: messenger RNA, 2860 nt
Organism: Xenia sp. Carnegie-2017
Lineage: Eukaryota; Metazoa; Cnidaria; Anthozoa; Malacalcyonacea; Xeniidae
Product: SANT and BTB domain regulator of class switch recombination-like
Exons: 23
Coding region: 318-2705 (795 amino acids)
Source: RefSeq, a predicted model, not a curated record
GAAGGAAUUGUCUAUUCUACAUGGAGAGGGGACUGUCUACUUCGCUCAAUUAUUGGGGAUGUGUGAUCAAGUGUCAUUUAUGUUAGGUCGACAUGGUUGUAAUGUAUAUAAGUACGUGCCAUAUGGUUCGGUUUCCGAUGUCCUUCCUUACUUAUCACGACGAGCGGCCGAAAACCGUGGUCUUCUUGAUGGCGUCUUCAAAGAACGCAGUCUGUUAUGGAGUGAACUCAAACGACGUUUCCGCGAAGGCGAGUUGUUGUACGAUCCCAAUUUUUCCCCAGUAGUUGGUUCCGUAAUUCAGGAUAAAGAGGGAAAGAAUGACCGUGCUUAUAUUGGAAAAUGAUGUGCGAUUCAUGUAUUACAUCUUUUCGAGCAUCCUCAAAGGAUGUUCAGAGCCGCUAAAUUCAGCUGACAUGGCCUUGGACUUGGUGUUAAAAUCGCUUCUCAAGUCAAAGAGGUUUGUCGGUUCUAGUGUUGAGGAAAAGGAUUGGACUGCUGUUUCCAAAUUAAUACCUGGCUAUACGCCGCAACAGUGCAAGACAAAAUGGAACGAACUCUGCACUGAAACGUCUUCAGUUUCACGAGGUAGGAACGAAGAAGAUGAUCUUGACGAUGUUGUGGAGUAUUUAUUAAAGAGGAAAGAAUCGAAUCAAUGCUCUGAUGAAGUAAAUAGAAGCGUAGAAAGUGAUAUUUCAGAUCAUGAAGUGGCUGACCUGACGGAAUCACUGUACGAUUGUGAUGUCAAAGCCAUAAAGACUGAUUUCUUUUGUGAGAUAGUUAUUCCUGAAAAACCUGCGGAGUUGAUGAAACCGGACAUAUCAAAUAUAGUAAACAAGAAACUGAAAGCAAAAACAAAAUUUCCUGAAGGACCAAAUAUGGUCAUACAUGUUUGUGAUGAAAGCAAGAAUUUAAAACAGGAUUUUCUAUGCCCACGUGAUUUGUUGGUCAGUGAAAUGAAGUAUUUUGCUGAGUAUCUAACGCUGGAGCCACAGCGUUGGGAGGAAGUAGACAUCUCCGUUCACUGCGACGUGCAGAUAUUUGAUUGGCUGAUGAGAUACGUGAAACGUGACGUCAAUCUCAACGACGACAACACGCCAGAGUUAGAGCCAAGUAACGUGAUUUCAAUCCUAAUUUCUUCCGAUUUCCUGCGGAUGGAUUCUUUGGUGUCAAAGUGCUUAAAAUUCUGUCAUGGUAAUAUGUCAGCAAUUCUUUCAACUCCAUGUAACAUGAGUUGCAUCAAUGAUAAGCUGGUCACAAGAAUAAGCAAGCUAUUUAAUCAUAACGAGUUGGAUGCGGUUAGGGAUAAGAAAGAUAAGUUUAAAAGCAAGUUAUUUUGUAAGAAAAUCGAACAGUUUGUUCAAGGUAACAUUGACGGGAGGACUGGAACGAACGAAGACAACGCCAGUUCUUUGUUUCGGUGUGUUUCUUGCCAAAGAUUGUUAACCGCGAAAAACAAAUUGAAACUCCCUUGCGUUCUUAACAGGAUGAGCAUUAACUCAAGAGGACACAUACAAUAUCACCACUUGAGGGAUAAUUCUUGGGAUAUCAAUGACUAUCUCGUCAGUUUGAAGGAAAAGUUAAAAUCAUGGAGGGACGUUUAUUGGAGGUUGUGGGGAUCUUGUAACAUUCUCUUCUGUUAUCAAUGUCGAUGUUACUUUCGUUGCACCGAUUUUGGUCACUGUCAAUAUCAUCCUGAGAAGCCUGAGUAUGCCAAUGGAACCUUGGAACACAAAUCAAUUGGAGUUCAUCCAUGUUGUGGAGAAAAAGUAUUACAAUUUGAUACAGUUAGAGUGAUAACGGGAUGUCGUGUUAAGGAUCAUCUUGUUACUUUUCCUGACCCCGUCAAUUCCUCUGGUACCACGAAUUGCGCGAAUUCAGAAGAUACGAAAUCUCUUCAAAGUCACCAUUCGAAAUCUCCUUGCGACCACCUUGAUGACUCUGUCAUUGUGAACGACUCAAACGUCGUGAAAGAUUUAUUAUCUCAUCGAGAUGUUAUCUGCGUACCCUUCAAAAGAUCGGCUAGUGCCAGUAAAGUUAAAAUUGAUGUAUUCCACUAUGAUGAAUCAACAGAAGCACGGAAAUCAAACAGUAAACUCUCGUCUAAUGGAAUGGGUAGAAAGGCAACUGUCGAGCAAUCAUCUGGAUUGGUGCCACUAAGAAAAAGCAAAAUGACCGUAUCACAGCGCAUGCCCAGUGGUCGACGAAAAACCGCUAUCUUGAAAAAUUACGAUUUCUUUGAUAGCAGCGAGGAAGAAGAGGACGCCGAGGAGUAUGAUAGUAUUAACGGUGUGUACAGCCAUCUCCCUGCUCUAACAAUGGAAAAUAAGUAUUCUGAGACAAACGAGUCACUUCGUUUAACAGCUCGCCAUAUUCGUCGAAUGAAGAAGAAGAUAUUAGCAUCGGAGGAGCGACUUUCUAUAUCCGAGUUUAAAUGGGAUCCUCGGCGUUCGUCAAGAUGGAAUCAGGACGCUCAACGCGAAGAAGAUACAAAGCGAAUAAAUGAAGUCAUAAACAAAAUGGCGACACUACGAUCCACCGCAAAUCAAGAGAAGAAAACGAAAACAAAAGAGUUUCCUGGUGGCCUCUUCCAUAAACUUGACCAUCAUUUCCGUGUUUUGAUGCAACCGCCGGUUGUCAGACGACAGACUUCAGGCAAUCAACUUCAGCAAAGUUCGCGCAAUAAGAAAACAACCAACAGGACCUGAUCGAGAAAAGAAGUUUUUUAAGAAAGUCAAGUUCGUAGUUACUGGCUUUUUUUUGUAAAUACUGCUUUAUUUGUUCUAUGAUAUUAUUGUUAACAUUAAAUAUUGUAUAGAUCAAAUUGCACAUGCCAGCAUGUAUAAUACAAUAAUUACUUUGA